UGAACGGGACGACGACGCCAUGUUGAACGAAAACGGAAGCGAAGUGUUCUGCUGUUAAAAACAUACUUUGAAUUUUUGUCAAGAGAGUUCUUGAAGUGGAGACGGACACUUGAAAAUUCAAGAGUGACCCACAACGCAUUUGUGCCGGACUGGUCUUUUAUGUACGCGUGAGAAAGUGCUCAUCCUUCUCGUGGGACUCUUUGUAGUUCAACUUUGCACUGACAGUGUCAAAUCAGUUCACGGGGAGUUACAGAUCGGGACUUGAAGAUGCCCCUGGCACAGUUUGCGGACCCUUGGAGGAAGUUACCCGUGGGGCAUAUGGAAAACGAGGACGACUCCAUGGUCGAUGAUGAUGUUCCUGUUCAAGAUGAGGGCUCAGUCAAGGAAAUCAGCAUCACUCACCAUGUCAAGGAAGGCUCAGAGAAAGCAGACUCACGACAGUUUGAGCUCUGCAAGGUUCUGGGCCAGGGCUCUUUCGGAAAGGUAUUCCUUGUCAAGAAGAAAACUGGCCCAGAUUCAGGACAGCUCUAUGCUAUGAAAGUGUUGAAGAAAGCAACAUUGAAAGUACGAGAUCGAGUACGUACAAAGAUGGAGAGAGACAUCCUAGUCGAGGUCAACCAUCCAUUCAUUGUUAAACUGCACUAUGCAUUUCAGACUGAAGGUAAACUGUACCUGAUUCUGGAUUUUCUUAGAGGAGGAGAUCUUUUUACUCGCCUGUCCAAAGAGGUGAUGUUUACAGAAGAAGAUGUGAAGUUCUACCUUGCUGAGCUGGCUUUAGCUUUGGAUCAUUUACAUGGACUGGGAAUAAUCUACAGAGACCUCAAACCAGAAAAUAUCCUCUUGGAUGAAGAGGGACACAUUAAUCUUACAGAUUUUGGGUUGAGUAAAGAGUCCAUUGACCAUGAGAACAAGGCAUAUUCAUUCUGUGGUACAGUGGAGUAUAUGGCUCCAGAGGUUGUCAAUCGCAGAGGUCACACCCACAGUGCUGAUUGGUGGUCCUACGGCGUACUAAUGUUUGAAAUGCUGACCGGAAUACUUCCAUUUCAAGGGAAAGACCGCAAGGAGACCAUGACAAUGAUCUUAAAGGCUAAGUUGGGCAUGCCUCAGUUUCUCAGCUCCGAGGCCCAGUCCCUGCUCCGCAAUCUGUUCAAACGCAACCCUGGCAACCGCUUAGGAGCGGGGCCUGAUGGAGUAGAAGAGAUCAAGAGACAUUCAUUCUUUACUACCAUUGACUGGAAUAAAUUAUUUAGGAGGGAAGUUCAUCCUCCCUUUAAGCCAGCUAUCAGAAGGCCAGAUGACACGUUCUACUUUGACUCUGAGUUCACGGCCAAAACCCCACGAGACUCUCCAGGUGUUCCACCAAGUGCCAAUGCUCAUCAGCUUUUUAGAGGAUUUAGCUUUGUUGCCACGGGAGCAGAAGAAGAGAGCCAGCCACCCAUUCAGAGCAACAUCGACAUGAGUAGCAUACUCCAGCAACCCCACCGGAGUACACUUCAGUUCACAGAUGUAUAUGACAUCAAAGAAGACAUUGGUGUGGGCUCUUACUCCAUCUGCAAACGCUGUGUGCACAAGAGCACAGGCAUGGACUAUGCUGUUAAGAUUAUCAAUAAAGAUAGGAGGGAUCCAGCGGAGGAGGUUGAGAUUCUGCUGCGAUAUGGGCAACAUCCCAACAUCAUCACUCUGAAGGAUGUGUAUGAUGAUGGGCGAUCAGUGUAUCUGGUCACAGAGUUGAUGAAAGGUGGGGAAUUACUGGAUAAAAUUCUCAGGCAAAAGUUUUUCUCAGAGAGAGAGGCCAGUGCUGUCCUGCACACCAUUACAAAGACUGUUAAAUACCUACAUGUCCAAGGGGUAGUACACAGAGACUUGAAGCCCAGUAAUAUUCUCUACAUGGAUGAGUUGGGCAACCCAGAGUCCAUCAGGAUUUGUGAUUUUGGCUUCGCCAAACAACUCAGAGCAGAAAAUGGUCUGCUGAUGACACCAUGCUACACUGCUAACUUUGUUGCACCUGAGGUCCUGAAGAAGCAAGGCUAUGAUGCAGCGUGUGAUAUCUGGAGUCUGGGAGUUCUCCUUUAUACCAUGCUCACAGGGUUUACUCCAUUUGCUAAUGGCCCAGAAGAUACACCGGAGGAGAUUCUGGCUCGGAUUGGUAGUGGGAAAUUCUCCCUGACUGGUGGAUACUGGAAUUCUGUAUCACAUGAGGCCAAGGACCUGGUAUCAAAGAUGCUUCAUGUUGACCCUCAUCAGAGAUUGACUGCUGCACAGGUUCUUCAUCACCCAUGGAUUAUCAACAAGGACCAGCUGCCAAAAUACCAACUCAACCGCCAGGACGCGCCUCAUCUUGUGAAGGGUGCGAUGGCAGCCACUUAUUCAGCUCUAAACAGAAAUGUCCCACCUGUACUGGACCAAGUGGGUUGCUCCACACUAGCUCAGCGCCGUGGUGUCAAAAAGCUGACCUCCACCGCUCUCUGACCUGUCAAGUCUAACCUCAAACUACAAAAGGCACAUAAGUUUGUGAGUCCUGCUACCAUCAACUUGGAAUGACAGUCCAAAACAAAAAAACAGCACACAUUUGUUCAGCUCUUGUAAUUCAUCAUUGUUGCAUAACUAUGUAGAAUAUUAAACAAAGAUCUUAGGAUAUUAAGCCUAUGUAAAACUGUUUUAUCAAUGUGCUAUAGAAAUGUACUUCUUAUGGGAUUGCAUAUGUAAAAGUAUUUCUGUAAGUCUCUGUUGGGAAAUAAUAAUUUAUUAUGUUGAGAGCCUGAGAUACCCAGUUUGUUUUCUGUAUUUUAUUGACGAUGCAAUGUCUAGAGACGACAUGAAGCCAUAAUAUUGCCACCAAUUGAUGACCAAUCAUAGCUCUGCCCACCCUCUUCAAGACAGACCUCAAAUGCUGAAACAAUUUACUAGAAUGCCUCUCUUUUAUAACUAAAGAUCUAUCAAUCAUUAAUAUCACUCUAUGCAACUUCAAAUGGUGUCCUAACAUACCACACUGUUGAAACCAUUUGUGUAAAAUCAAAGAAAACUAUGCAAUUACAAUUACAGUCCUCAGUGUAUGUGUCUAGACAUGUUGAGUGAAUGACAAACCAAGUAUUUUAUAUUAAUAUAGUGUUAUGGUAAGGCAAAGUUGACCAGAUAACACCCUUUGCCAUGCACAUUGUUUGAGAAUGUCUUAAAGGGCAUUUGAUGUACCAAAAAAGAAGAAUUCCAUAUAGUUACCUCCAGCAGCCCAGUAUACUUAAACUAACAUCUGUUCCUGUGAAUUAAUAUGAGACCAUUUGUAUAUCUCUUACUGAAUAUGUUAAAGAUACGUGGGAGCUGGCAGUUUUUACCUGGAAUGACCAACAGCUAUCUGAUUCCAAAUACUUCGUAACACUCCUCUUUCAUAUUUCUUUGUUUAUUCUCUCGAUUAAAUAAAAGGGAAAUGCAUUAGUUGUAUUAAUCAAGGUUGUUUUUCAACUAUAUUUUUUACAGACUAUUCAGAAUGUAUUAUUUUUGUACUAGCUGAUGAACUGUUGUCUAUGUUAACGAAUAUCUGUGUAUGUGAGGCCACAGUUUGAUGAGACUCAGGCAUUCUCAUUUCAUGCUGGAGUUUUUUUUAUUUGUAUUAAUGUGUCGUUUUUUAUAGCUACUGCUGUAAUGUAACAAUCACAAUGGAAGUGAGAAAUACGUCAUGUUUGUGCUCUCUUCUGGCCUCUGUAAUGUCCCAACACUGGCCAUAUUUAAAAAGAAAUCUCAAGCUGUUUAUUCCUGUGGUGCAAAAUCAAAUUAAACUUAACCAAAAUAACAAAUCGUUUGCAGUACAAUUUUGUAUUAUCUUUUUAUAUGUAAAAUUAAAUGAUGCAACCGGAUAGAAACUUUGGAAAUAUUUUUUUUUUUAAAUGGUCUCUGGGAAAUUGUAUUUUGAGUCUU
Messenger RNA from Xyrauchen texanus (razorback sucker), 3909 nucleotides. Its product is annotated as ribosomal protein S6 kinase alpha-3-like. Gene Ontology annotation, biological process: protein phosphorylation; intracellular signal transduction. Gene Ontology annotation, molecular function: ATP binding; magnesium ion binding; ribosomal protein S6 kinase activity. Bases 268 to 2469 code for a protein of 733 amino acids. NCBI's taxonomy places the organism in Eukaryota, Metazoa, Chordata, Actinopteri, Cypriniformes, Catostomidae. The transcript is spliced from 22 exons. The record is from RefSeq and is a predicted model, not a curated record.